AAAAUGCAUUUAUCGUUUCAUAUUUUACGAUUGAUUAUAAUAUUCGCCUUUUUUUAUUGUACUGGUACAGUGGUUAUGAAUUCUUGUAAUGAUACUAAUUAUUUUAGGAAUAGAAAGAGAUUUACCUGAAAACUGGCCAUGUGAAUGGAACAACGGCACAAUACCAUUUGCUUACAACUUCUAUCUACUAAAUCCAAAUCGGUUGGUGAACGUAGCUCAUAGAGGCAUCAGAAACAUCGAAUCACAAUCUUGUUUGCAUUUCGUUGAAUAUAACCCAAUUGACUUGGCCAGAAAAGCGAAUGUCACCUAUCUCUUCUUCACAUAUUCCGAUGUGUUAGAGUAUUGCUGCUUACCUGUAUCCCCAUUUUAUAGACGACGGGUGGUCCUGAUAACACCCCUCUGCACGCUUCCAGUACAAGUCGCUCACGCUACGUUGCAUGCCAUGGGGCUGAAACACGACAAGCAUAAACCGUUUCCAGCAGAAAAAGUCUUACAAGUUCUCAAAUGUAAAAAUGAUUCUCUUCAUCCUGGCAGUUGAACGUUAUUUAAUACUAGCUGAUGCCCGCGACUUCGUCCGCGUGGAUUUAGGUUUUUCGAAAUCCCGUGGGAACUCUUUGAUUUUCCGGCAUAAAAUUUUCCGGGUGUAUGGUUUGGGUUGUAUUGGCUAACUUGUCAUUUUAAGAAUAAUAAAAGCUGAGUCACAGUUUAUUACUUAGAAUAACUACCGAGAAACGUAUGAAGAUAAUAUCUAGAUCUGUCUUUCAUUAGAGUUAUUAGACGUUAUGUAGACCUGAAAAGUUCUUAAGUUCUUUGCAGUAUUGAUAAAGCUCGACGAUUUAGAUUGCAAUACUGCAAACAGAAAUACAGGUAAGUAUUUCUGUGACUGCAAUAAUUUUUUUACACCUUUCGCAAACAUGGCACGUAAGAAAACUGUGUGCAUUAUAGUUUAUUGAGCAGCGGGCAAUAUAAAAUGAAUUGCGCUAGAAAUUGAAUUUCGAAACUGGUUUGUAUAACAACAGCAAACAAUAUCGCGGAAAUGUUAUUGGUACUAGCUUUUUACUUUAUUUUACCCACUUCCAAAGUAGGGCGUAGUGAGAACAUAAUUUUUUAUACGUGAAGAUUAUCUCCUUGGCGUCGCUGUGGUCUUGUAAAAGGGUUUGAUACUAAUUGGCAAGGCUAAUUUGAAAAUUUUAUUCGAAUGUUUAUG
Maniola jurtina (meadow brown) is the source of this 1207-nucleotide messenger RNA. RefSeq lists its product as uncharacterized. NCBI's taxonomy places the organism in Eukaryota, Metazoa, Arthropoda, Insecta, Lepidoptera, Nymphalidae. Gene Ontology annotation, biological process: proteolysis. Gene Ontology annotation, molecular function: metalloendopeptidase activity. The coding region runs from base 89 to 538 and encodes 149 amino acids. The transcript has 4 exons. The record is from RefSeq and is a predicted model, not a curated record.